Scatophagus argus is the source of this 4967-nucleotide messenger RNA. RefSeq names its product sortilin-like. The record is from RefSeq and is a predicted model, not a curated record. NCBI's taxonomy places the organism in Eukaryota, Metazoa, Chordata, Actinopteri, Scatophagidae. Gene Ontology annotation, molecular function: protein binding. Gene Ontology annotation, biological process: endocytosis; vesicle organization; Golgi to endosome transport. The coding region runs from base 75 to 2507 and encodes 810 amino acids. Gene Ontology annotation, cellular component: Golgi apparatus; membrane. The transcript is spliced from 20 exons.
GACUGUGUGUGGAGCCAAGUGUUGGGACAGUGAGUCGUUUGCCGAGUCCAAAGUUGGACAGUCUGCUUGUAAAUAUGAUUGCCGUAUCUUGCAUUUUGGCGUUCGGGUUGUUUUCGUGUGCGCUUGGCACGGGUAUACAGGAGGAAGAAAAUGUGCCAAAUUUGAAGUGGCUGCAAAGGGAGUUCGGCAGUGAUGAAGAGCAGCACAGCUUAGGGAGGUCUGAGGUCUCGAAACGCAGCGCAGGACUGAAUGGACAGACAUGUACAGCUCUGUCUGGUAUAGAGGCAACCCUGCAGAACAACACCCAUUCCUUUACCUUCAAACUGAGGACCAUGGGUUCACUGUCACUGGCCUGGGUGGGGGAUGGAUCAGGGGUGCUGCUGGUCUUGACAACGUUUCACGUGCCGAUGUUCAUGAUGCAUUCCGGCCAGUCUCACCUCUACAGGAGUGAAGACUAUGGGAAGACGUUCAAAGACGUGACUCAUCUGAUCAACCACACCUUCAUCCAGACUGAGUUUGGCAUCACCAUCAGUCCUGACCACUCUGGCAAGGUGAUGCUCACCGGUGACGUGUCAGAAAUUGGUGGCUUUAGACUGUUUCGCUCACAGGACUUUGGCAAGACCUUUAUUCCAACUGACCUGCCGUUUGAGCCGCUCAUGCAGAUGUUGUACAACCCUGGAGACUGCAACACACUUGUGACGCUCAGUAUCACGCUGGACCUGUGGUUGUCUGAGGACUUUGGUGCCACCUGGAGGAAGAUCCAUGACAGUGUUUGUUUGGUCAGAUGGGGUCCAAAUAGCAGCAUCUACUUUACAACAAACUCCAAUGGAUCAUGCAAUGACCGAGGAAUGUUGGAGUUAAGGAAGACGGCAGACUACGGUCAAAGUUUCCGGACGAUUGCAACAAGAGUUUACUCCUUUGUACUGGGAGGGCGCUUUGUUUUUGCUUCCAUCAUGACUGGCACGGGCACAGAGCGUAUGAUCCACGUGUCAGCGGACGGAGGUGAGGUGUGGAACAUGGCUCAGCUUCCUACAGUCAACCACGAGCAGUUCUACUCCAUCUUGGCGGCCAAUCAGGACAUGAUAUUUAUGCACGUGGAUGAUCCUGGAGACUCUGGUAUUGGAACAGUCUACGUGUCAGACGACAGAGGAACUGUGUUCUCCAAGUCUCUUGAGCGUCAUCUUUACACGACCACGGGAAGUGACACUGACUUCACCGUCAUUACUUCACUUAGGGGUGUCUACAUGACCAGUGUACUCACAGAGGAUGAAUCAGUGGGAACAGUGAUCACCUUUGAUCAAGGAGCAAAAUGGGAGAUGCUGCGCAGACCUCAGAACAGCCACUGUGACAUUGAGACCUCUACUAACAGGCCUAACAGAUGCAGACUCCACAUCCACGCCUCCUACAGCACCACUAUGAAGAUGAACGUCCCCAUGCUGCCUCUCUCGCAGCCCAACGCUGUGGGCCUCGUUCUUGCCCAUGGCAGCGUUGGAGAUGCAGAGUCAGCUCUCGCCCCCAACGUGUAUGUGUCUGAUGACGGCGGUUACUCCUGGCUGUUGGCUCUCAGGGGCCCCCAUCAUUAUGCUAUACUGGACUCUGGAGGGCUACUGGUGGCUGUGGAGCACACCAACUUGCCCGUCAAUCAAAUCAAGUUUUCAACAGAUGAGGGGCAGUGCUGGCAUACGUAUAACUUCACCAACGACCCACUUCACUUCAGCGGUAUGGAUAGCGAGCCCGGCUCUCGGUCCAUGAACGUCAGUCUGUGGGGCUACAGGACCGACUUCAGUAACUGGGUGGUGAUUACAAUAGACUUCAGGAAGCUCCUCACCAGAAACUGUACAGAGGAGGACUACAUUCCGUGGCUGGCUCACUCUACAGACACCAGUGGAUCUAAUGACGGCUGUGUGCUGGGCUACAAGGAGACCUUCCUUCGUCUGAGGAAAGACUCUCUCUGUUGGAAUGGCAGGGACUUUAAUGUGACAAAGCAGGUGUCCCCCUGUGUGUGUACAAUGGAUGAUUAUCACUGUGACUUCGGAUAUUACCGGCCACAGAACAGCUCAGAGUGUGUGGAGCAGGAGGAGAUGAAGAGCCGUCCUCUGGAGUUCUGUUUAAACGGGACCACUGAACAGCUGCAGACCAGUGGCUACCGGAAGAUUCCUGGCAACCACUGUGAGGGAGGUUUCCAGCCAGAGAGGAAGGAGACAGACCUGAGGAGGAUGUGCACCAGCAAUGCUCUUUUUCCAAAUUUUCUGACUGAAAACAGUUCACCGAACACUGCUGUCAUAGUGAUGGUGGUCAUCGUGAUCCUCCUGAUGAGUGCUGUCGCAGGCGUUUACCUGGUUAAGAAAUACGUCUGUGGAGGACGGUUCCUUGUGCACCGAUACUCAGUUAUGAGGGAACACGUUGAAGCUAAUAAAAUAGAAGGAGUCGAUGAUAUUGACACUCACUACAUGGAGACAGGAAAGGCACAGUACAACGAAGACUCAGAUCAGGACCUUUUAGAAUGAGGCGGACAUUUUCUCCCCACUCAAAGACUCUUCAAGUCUAAAUUUAGCACAGUCUUUCAUGACGCCUGGGCACUCCUGUUUACUCCCACAUGCUGAUUAACAUCUUCUUCUCACUUCUCCCUGUCCCCUGGUGGCUGGAGGACUCAGCUGCCGCUCGCAUUGCUUCCUUGUUUAAGUUGAGUCUCCCACAAGAAGACAAACUGGUGGUUUGGGGAGGGGCACAAACCCUCCGCAAACAGAAGAAGAAAGCCUCUGGGGUCCCUGGAGAGCUUUUGUUGUUUCUGUCACAAAGUGUUCUGUAAAGACCGUUGAUUCUGAAUAUGUGUGUUGUUUCCUUCCACGCUGACCUGAGCAAAGAUGGUGUUUCAUAUCGUGAUGCACUGCAGAAGCACCGCACUGUGGUGGAGGCUGUGACCUGGAUAUAUGGAAAGAUGUUACAAAUGGUUAGGGAACAGCCAAACAAUUGAACACAGGGAAUAAUAAUUUUAGCUCAGAUCUGAUAUCUGCUGUCAGCCACGUAGUUUUUGUACCCAGUAAAUUUAAGACUUGCGAAUUACAGUCCUGUUGUUCACGGUGGCCAUUUCAACAUUCGUUUUGUUAAGUUUUACCAGUCACUAAAAUUAGGCACUUCCACGUUUUUAAAGACUACUCCACAUGUUCUUAAGAAAUAAGCAGUUUUCAUCUUAUUAGCAACUACUGAGAGCAGUACUGCAGCCUUUCAUGCUGCUGCUCACUAUUUUGACUGUUAUUGUUUCCAUUUUUUACAGAUUAAAAAUCAAAAUUUUAUUAGAAUCCCAUCAGGUGAUGCACUUUAGAUAUGACCUUUUCAGUACAUUCUAGUGGCUUUUUUGUAUAACAAGGACUGUUCUUUGUUAUUUCUGACCACUUUUCACUUUUAAAAGUGACUUCAUAAUAAUUACAGAUGUUAAAAUAGUCCAGCAUUAUUCAUGAAUAGGUCAACAUUUUUGUUUUUUAUCAUUUGAAUUAUUAUUAAAUAGUUUUAAUUGAUAGGUGGGUCAGACUAAAAUGUAACCACAACAUAUAAGUUAGUACAAAUACUUUUUAGACUGAAGACUGAAGCCAAAUUAGUGACCUCUAAUGCUUUUUUUAAAAUAAACUUGUAAAUGUUUUAGCUUCCAAAUAAAUUCUGUCAAAUAACAAGAAGAACAAUAAAAAGUCACCAAGAAAUAAAUGCUAGUGUGGAUUUUUAGUGCCAAGGGAAACUUUUGGAAUAAAUGUUAAAAGGGCCUGUAAUUGAUGUGAAAAUGUAAAGUAUAUCUGAUACAGUGCAGCUUCACACAACCAAACUCUUCUGCUUCCUGUGUGUGUGGUGAAAAUGAAAGACUUGAAUUAUUGCCAAAGCACUUUUAUUGUUUAGUUUUCUACUUUUUGAGGUGAGGUUGUAGAGGUGAAACAUAACCUUAGUCCAACAUCAUAUGAAUAUGAAGCUAUUGCUAACCCCAACCCUUUACUUGAACUUUUUGAUAUUUUUACUUAAAAGAUGCACCAGUAGGUUUCUGUUGUUCUGUUUUGGUUGUUUUUUUUGUUAUGGAUUUGUUUGGGUUGGUAUUUUCCCCUAAUCAGCCACAACCAAUAUGCCUUUGUUUAAUGAUCUCAGUGCAGCCGCAGGGAUAAUCGUUAAGAGAAUGGAGUAUAUUUUGGGAAACCUGCUGGCUUGUAUUUGCAGGCACAAAAUUCUCUUUGUACAGCUAAAUAUUACCAGUACAGACAUUUCCACAAUUUUACUCAUAGUGCUUUUUUAAAGCUUCUGUUUGUCAGCAUUGAUGGUCUUAUGAUAUAUUGGUGCAUCCCACCUUAAUAAUCUCACAGUUGUUAUAAAAUAUCCAUAAUAACAGAACCAAUUAAGCAAAUUAACGUGCCUUGUGCCACAAAGAGCAUAAACACAAUUAAAUUAAACGAGUUACAUCUUUUCACAGUAGACACUUUUCUGUGUUGUAUGAAUUGUUUAGAUGAGGUGUUGGGCGGCUAUCAUUUCCAUUAUCUGCAAUGCAAGAUCUGCAAUUUUUGACAUGUGCAUGGCUUAUGGCCAGUGCUUGUUUUCUCCAGCAGAGUCAAUAAUGUCCCAGUGAAUAAGCUAUUGUAAUAAGCUGGCCUAAUAUAAAGGCAUAUUCUCAAGGACGGUUGGGUGGACUUUGUCAGAUAUGAAAGCACCUUCAUAUGCUUGAUGCUUCUUUAUUUACACAACUGUCAGAAAGAACAAACCCAAAGAUUUACUGGAUUCAUUGAUUUAUUUUUGCACUGUAUCUACAAAUCUGUGAAAGAGUUUCAUUUGCAUACGUCUCAUUUGUGAAGUAUUAAGGCUAUGAGUUGUGAUCUUCAUUCCGUCUUGUUUUCUUUACUUCUUCUUAGAACAUCAGAGAUGAGUGUCUCUGAAUUAAACUAUUCUGUAGCACAGAUGCCUCAUUUAUUGAAUAAAAUAACACUUUCUCGUCUACAUCA